Messenger RNA from Dentiscutata erythropus, 203 nucleotides. The record is from the annotation of a GenBank genome assembly. NCBI's taxonomy places the organism in Eukaryota, Fungi, Glomeromycota, Glomeromycetes, Diversisporales, Gigasporaceae.
AUGUUUAUUAAAGAAGAAUAUUCAAGAAAUAAAGAAUUGGCAUCAAUAUCACAACUAUCAUCAUCUCAAGAAUCAGCAUCAACAUUGUUUCAAGAGUCAAAAUCACUUCAAGAUUCAGAAUUAUAUCAAGAUUCAGAAUCAUUUCAAGAAUUAGAAGAAUUAGAAUUAUCCCAAGAAUCAACAUUAUUCUCAGAAUUAGCAUU